UACGAUGAUGUGCAAGGUGUUGGCACCACCUUUUCCCAGUUAUUUAUUCGGGAGCAAGUGUUCAGAAAAGGUGUUUCGUGCUUCCUCUCUCACCUUUUUGUGUGAUGUGAAAUAUGGGGACAAAUUACAUCUCCUACCAGCGCAGGGAGUUCGACAGCGAGGAGCCAGUUGUGCUUCUGGAGAUCGGGAAGCGUCCAACAGUCCCACAUCCGUUGCCACCACUUCCAUCGUCCUACUGUCAAUAUUUCUUGACCGGUGGUCCAUCAGGUGUCCGUCUACCACCCUCCUACACCACUUCACUCUAUCCAACGUCCUCUUCUGCGCUUGAGACCCAUCGCGAUUGUCAUCCGGCAGCCAAUCUGCCCAGCGAUUGGAAGGAGAGGGCUCAGCAGACGGAGAGAGAAUACAAGAAGUCGGCUUGCGAUCGUGAGAGAACCAGGAUGAGGGACAUGAACAAUGCCUACGAUUUGUUAAGGAGCAAGUUGCCGGUGCCUAAGCCAUCAGGGAAGAAGUAUUCCAAGAUUGAGUGCCUUAAACUUGCCAUCAGUUACAUUCAGUAUCUGCAAAGUAUACUAGAAAAACCGGAUGAUCCACAAUUUUCCCCACCUGUACACACAUCUACUGCCCAGUGUUACUAUCCGCACGGCAUCUCCACUUCUGAACUUCCGCCACCUCCAACCAUUCUGCUGCCACCCCAUCCACCCACAAAUCCCACCGAGGUGCCCAACGUGUGGCAAGUGGGCACCAGUAGCAGCAUGAAUUUAUAUUAUCACCCAUAAAUGGCGCUAAUUAGUGAAUUUUGGCAUGGUGAUAGUGGUUGAGUGCACAAUUUUCCAACAUUGAGCGCAAGUGGCAGUGAAACUAUUAUUUAAUAUGAGAAUGAAAUAUAAUAAUAUGCAAUUACCGUUUAUUCCAUAUGAA
Messenger RNA from Phlebotomus papatasi, 921 nucleotides. It is a transcript of the gene sage, whose product is annotated as protein Fer3. Gene Ontology annotation, biological process: mesoderm formation; regulation of transcription by RNA polymerase II. The record is from RefSeq and is a predicted model, not a curated record. Gene Ontology annotation, molecular function: RNA polymerase II cis-regulatory region sequence-specific DNA binding; DNA-binding transcription factor activity, RNA polymerase II-specific; protein dimerization activity. NCBI's taxonomy places the organism in Eukaryota, Metazoa, Arthropoda, Insecta, Diptera, Psychodidae. Bases 114 to 779 code for a protein of 221 amino acids. The transcript has 3 exons. Gene Ontology annotation, cellular component: nucleus.